Messenger RNA from Hypanus sabinus (Atlantic stingray), 5167 nucleotides. RefSeq names its product Ca++-dependent secretion activator 2 (gene cadps2). The coding region runs from base 167 to 4246 and encodes 1359 amino acids. Lineage: Eukaryota; Metazoa; Chordata; Chondrichthyes; Myliobatiformes; Dasyatidae. Gene Ontology annotation, cellular component: glutamatergic synapse. The transcript has 29 exons. Gene Ontology annotation, biological process: synaptic vesicle exocytosis; positive regulation of exocytosis; dense core granule exocytosis. The record is from RefSeq and is a predicted model, not a curated record.
GGAGGCGCAAACAGGCAAGAGGAUAGAAGGGGAAAGGCAGUGUGUGUUGAUUGUUAGUGUGCUGUACCCUGACAGACUGGUGUGAGGUGCCCUUUAGGGCUUGGCUCACCUGGGUCUUUUGCUACAGCUGUCACAGUUUUCCCUCAGGGUCUGGGUCGGGGGCGCGAUGUUGGACCCGUCCUCUAGCGAAGAGGAGUCGGAUGACUUGGUGGCAGGAGAUCUCUCCAAGGAGCCGUCGCUGGCCGGAGGGAGCGGUGGAGGCGGCGGCGGCGGUGGCAGUAGCAAUGCCAGCGGACUCUCGCUGCCCCCGAGCCGGGGCAGUGACUCGGGCCGCUCCGGCAGCGCCCGCUCGGUCAGUCCCAGCCCGUCGCUGGCCAGCGAGAAAGAGAAGGAGGAGCAGGAGAGGCUCCAGCGGGAGAAGGAGGAAGACGCCAAGAAGAGGAAGGCGCUGCAGCUCUAUGUUUUUCUGCUGAGAUGCAUCGCGUACCCUUUCAAUGCCAAGCAGCCCACCGACAUGGCCAGGAGGCAGCAGAAGAUGAACAAGCAACAGCUCCAGACAGUUAAGGAACGAUUUCAGGCUUUCCUGAAUGGAGAAACACAGAUUAUUGCAGAUGAAGCAUUUUGGAAUGCAAUUCAAAGCUAUUAUGAGAUUUUUCUCAGAAGUGAUCGUGUGUCCAGGAUGGUUAACAGUGGAGGGUGCUCGGCAAACGAUUUUCGAGAUGUCUUCAAGAAGAAUAUUGAGAAGCGGGUUCGAAGUUUGCCAGAAAUUGAUGGGCUUAGCAAGGAAACCGUGCUCAGUUCCUGGAUGGCCAAGUUUGAUGCGAUUUACAGAGGUGAAGAGGAUCUGCGUAGUAAGCCUGCCCGGAUGCCCUUAAGUGCAGUGUCUGAGCUCAUUCUUAGCAAAGAACAAUUGUAUGAAAUGUUCCAGCAGAUCCUUGGGAUUAAGAAAAUUGAACACCAGUUGCUUUAUAAUGCGUGCCAGCUGGACAAUGCUGAUGAACAAGCGGCUCAGAUUCGCCGAGAACUGGACGGGAGGUUGCAAAUGGCUGAGCAGCUCGCAAAGGAACGAAAAUUCCUAAAGUUCGUACAAAAGGACAUGGAAAGCAUGUACAUAGAAGAACUAAAAUCUUCGGUCAACCUACUCAUGGCUAACCUAGAGAGCCUUCCAGUGGCAAAGGGAGGCCCAGAGUUUAAACUGCAGAAGUUGAAGCGGUCCCAGAACUCCUCAUUUCUGGAUAUUGGAGAAGAAAAUGAAAUUCAGCUCUCUAAGUCGGAUGUCGUGCUGUCAUUCACGUUAGAGAUUGUUAUAAUGGAAGUACAAGGGCUGAAAUCAGUGGCCCCGAAUCGCAUUGUGUAUUGCACUAUGGAAGUGGAAGGUGGAGAAAAGCUUCAGACUGACCAGGCAGAAGCUUCAAGGCCACAAUGGGGAACACAGGGAGAUUUUACUACCACUCAUCCUCGCCCAGUUGUCAAGAUUAAAUUCUUCACAGAGAGCACUGGAGUCCUUGCCUUGGAAGAUAAAGAGCUGGGGAAGGUAAUUCUUUACCCGACUUCCAAUAGUCCAAAGGCACCCGAAUUGCACAAGAUGGUUACUCCAAAAAAUAGCCAAGAUUCAGAUCUGAAAAUUCGGCUAGCAGUAAGAAUGGAUAAACCUCCUAACAUGAAGCAUUGUGGAUACCUUUAUGCAUUUGGGCAGAAGGUUUGGAAGAGGUGGAAGAAGAGAUAUUUUGUCCUCGUUCAGGUUAGCCAAUACACAUUUGCCAUGUGCAGCUACAGAGAGAAGAAGUCUGAGCCCCAGGAGUUAAUGCAGCUGGAAGGAUACACAGUGGACUACACAGAACCACAGCCAGGCCUUAAUGGUGGUCGGGCAUUCUUUAAUGCAGUGAAAGAAGGUGACACUGUUGUGUUUGCGAGCGAUGAUGAACAGGACCGAGUGUUAUGGGUUCAAGCUAUGUAUAGAGCUACAGGCCAGUCCUACAAACCCGUCCCUCCAUCGCAGAUCCAGAAACUGAAUGCAAAGGGAGGAAGUGCACAGUUACCAGAUGUGCCUAUCUCUCAGUUCUAUGCGGACCGAACUCAGAAGCAUGGAAUGGAUGAGUUCAUUGCUGCUGAUCCCUGCAAAUUUGACCAUUCGGCCCUCUUCGAAAUGCUUCAAAGGAAAACAUUAGAGCACCGACUGAAUGAUUCAUAUUCCUGUCUGGGUUGGUUUAGCCCUGGACAGGUGUUUGUGCUGGAUGAAUACUGUUCCCGCUACGGAGUUCGAGGUUGUCAUCGUCAUCUCUGCUAUCUCAGAGAGCUGACUGAGUGUGCAGAAGGAGGCACAAUGAUUGAUCCGACCCUUCUGCAUUACAGCUUUGCUUUCUGUGCCUCCCAUGUUCAUGGCAACAGGCCUGAUGGAAUUGGAACUGUAACAGUUGAAGAGAAGGAAAGAUUUAAUGAGAUUAAAGAAAGACUAUUACACCUUCUUGAGAAUCAAAUCACUCACUUCAGAUACUGCUUCCCUUUUGGAAGACCAGAAGGUGCACUCAAAGCCACUCUCUCAUUGCUUGAAAGGGUACUAAUGAAAGAUAUAGCCACCCCAGUGCCACCUGAAGAUGUCAAGAAAGUGGUGCGGAAGUGUCUGGAGAAAGCUGCCUUGAUCAAUUACUCUCACCUUUCGGAAUAUGCCAAAAUAGAAGAAGCAUUAAGCCAAGGAACUCCAGCCAAGCGUUUGGAUGAUGUGAUUCGACUGGCAGAGCUAUGCAUUGAGGUUCUUCAACAAAAUGAGGAGCAUCAUUCAGAGGCUUUUGCAUGGUGGCCUGAUCUAAUGGCAGAGCAUGCAGAGAUUUUUUGGUCACUCUUUGCUGUCGACAUGGAUGCAAUUCUUGAGGCACAGCCACCAGACUCUUGGGAUACUUUUCCACUUUUUCAACUUCUCAACAAUUAUCUGAGGAACGAACCUCAUUUAUGCAAUGGGAAAUACCACAAGCAUUUGCAAGAAUUAUUUGUUCCUUUGGUGAUUCGUUACAUUGACCUGAUGGAGUCAGCAAUUGCUCAAUCCAUUCAUAAAAGCUUUGAACAAGAAACAUGGCAACCUGUGAAGAACCUCACCAAUAAUCUUGUUAGCGUGAGCCUACCAAAAGUCCCAAGUCUGCCUCUUAAUCUUCCGCAAAUGCCUAGUUUCUCUCCCUCAUCUUGGAUGGCUUCUUUAUAUGAUUCCACGAAUGGUUCUUCCACAUCGGAAGAUCUCUUCUGGAAGCUGGAUGCUCUACAGAUGUUCGUCUAUGAUCUACACUGGCCAGAGCCCGAAUUUUCACAACAUCUGGACCAAAGACUCAAACUCAUGGCAAGUGACAUGAUUGAGGCCUGUGUGAAAAGAACAAGGAUCGCAUUUGAAGUCAAGUUACAAAAACUGAACAAAUCAACAGAUCUGCGUGUUCCUGCUCCUGUCUGUACAAUGUUCAAUGUGCUUGUGGAUGCAAAGAAACAAUCAACAAAACUCUGCAUUUUGGAAGGAGCACAAGAGGAAUUUACCACUAACCCAUGCACAACAAGCAACUUAACUGGCCAAUUAACCCACCAACCUGCACAUCUUUGGGAUGUGAGAGAAUACCUGGACACCCACAGGAAUCCCCGUGCACACAAGAAAGAGAGUGCAAACUCCACUUCAUCAGAACUGAAGCAGCAGUAUCACUCAAAGAUUGAUGAUUUGAUUGAAGAAACCUUCAAAGAAAUGAUUUCACUUCUGGUUUCAAAGUUUGUGUUUGUACUGGAAGGUGUAUUAUCCAAGUUAUCGAGAUAUGAUGAAGGAACCUUCUUCUCUUCGAUACUGUCAUUCACUGUGAAAGCUGCUGCAAAGUACGUUGAUGUACCUCAACCUGGAAUGGACCUGGCAGACACUUACAUCACGUUUGUACGACAAAACCAGGACAUACUCCGUGACAAGGUCAAUGAGGAAAUGUAUAUAGAAAACUUGUUUGAUCGAUGGUAUACCACCUCAAUGAAAGUCAUCUGUGUCUGGCUCACAGACCGAAUGGAUUUACAGCUCCAUCUCUACCAGCUGAAGACACUCAUCAAAAUAGUGAAGAAAUCGUACAGAGACUUUCGACUGCAGGGAGUCCUGGAGGGGACGUUGAACUGUAAAAUGUAUGAAACUGUCCACACGCGGCUGACAGUGGAAGAAGCCACAGCCUCGGUGUCAGAGAGCGGAGGGCUCCAGGGCAUCACCAUGAAAGACAGUGACGAAGAGACCGAGGAUGUAAAGUAAAAGGGAAAACGGCCGGUCACUUGGCUUCGUUAUUUUUUCAGCCAUUGUUAGUACCAUUUCUUCAGAGAUGAUAAACAUCAAUCAGGUGUAAUGAAGUCGUCCAACUUUAGAACAUCGCCGUAGAGCGGGGGAUGGGUGGGGAGGAAAGGAGGGGCACAGUUGUGUUUGGACUCUAUGCUAAACCUUGCCGAGUAUGUCCCUCUGUUCCCGCACCAGGCAACAGCAGCACCUUGUGAAUUUCUCUCAGCCAUCAUAAGGAACUGUUUGGUCCUGAGACGGGAGAGCAAAGGAAGUUGGGAUCUGACUCCUCCAGGCAAAUAAAACAACUAUCGUAUUAGCGGUCCCUAAUGGUUGGAAACUAUCCCCACAGCACAGUUGUCAGGAUAAUGUGGCAUACGAACCGUGUACCCAAUCUCGGCGUAGAAACUACCAUCAAACACUGUGGUCACUGGAAGUGUUGCGGAGCUAUUUGUUAUCUGUGCUGUUGUGGUCUUAAUUGGUGAUAUAAAGCGGCUUGAUAGAAUCAUACAGCCGUGUCAUAUUGAGAUGUGUUUCACGCCUAAUGUUCUGGGCAUCUUUGUAAAUAUAAUAAUGCUUGUAGAAUUCCCGUUUCAGCAAUGCGUGCAAGCAUCUGUGUGUUUCGAGAUGCCUCUUUCCGCCGUCUCCAUUCCGCUAGCCUGACUGCGCCAUAGUCCUGAGUUGUCAUAGGGGCGCACCCGCCCGCGGGAGGGUGAUGAAAUGCCCGGGAUGGUUAAGUGUUAAACCUGAAUCAGCACUGCGAAUGUGGGUGAAAGUUUCCCAAUGUGCUAGCAAGUCACGAAUGUUUACAGCAUUCCCAAACACUGAACGAUGGCAAAAAUAUAUCUUCAAUAUUCGUUUAUAUUGAGGCUUUAAUUGUAAUAAACCCGUCUUUAUUUCCAA